AUGGCCAGCAACGACUACUAUAACCAGCACGGCGGCGGCGGCGGUUACCAGCAGAACUACGGUCCUGGCGGCGGAUACCCCCAGCAACCCCAACCUUCUUAUGGCCCUCCCCAAGGAGGAGGCUAUCCUCAGCAGGGCGGCUACUACCCCCAGGGCGGCCAGCCUCCCAUGCAGUACCAGCAGCAGCCUCCCCAGCAGGCGCCCAGGAAGCAGGGCGGCGGCAACUGCCUGACGGCCUGUCUCGCGGCGCUGUGCUGUUGCUGCGUCAUCGACGAGACGUGCGAAUGCUGCGCGGAAUGUUGCGAAUGCUGCUUCGAAAUCUGCUAA
Colletotrichum chrysophilum is the source of this 327-nucleotide messenger RNA. RefSeq lists its product as uncharacterized. Bases 1 to 327 code for a protein of 108 amino acids. NCBI's taxonomy places the organism in Eukaryota, Fungi, Ascomycota, Sordariomycetes, Glomerellales, Glomerellaceae. The record is from RefSeq and is a predicted model, not a curated record. The transcript has 3 exons.